This is a messenger RNA of Carassius carassius (crucian carp), 2241 nucleotides long. RefSeq names its product ATP-binding cassette, sub-family G (WHITE), member 8 (gene abcg8). Lineage: Eukaryota; Metazoa; Chordata; Actinopteri; Cypriniformes; Cyprinidae. The coding region runs from base 75 to 2105 and encodes 676 amino acids. Gene Ontology annotation, cellular component: plasma membrane. Gene Ontology annotation, biological process: cholesterol homeostasis. The transcript has 13 exons. The record is from RefSeq and is a predicted model, not a curated record. Gene Ontology annotation, molecular function: ABC-type transporter activity; ATP binding; ATP hydrolysis activity.
ACAAGAGGAGCAGGUACUUCUCUAAACGGGACACCUGACCAGAGGGGCACAGACCCCUUUCUUCAACAUCCACCAUGUCAGACCAGAGUGGUUUCCAUUCAGAAGACAGCUUUGGCUCUACAAGUGACAAACAGAACAGGGGUCAAGACAUUCUUUUCUCAUCUCCAGAGGAGGACAGCAGUCUGUAUUUUACUUACAGUGGAGGUCGCAAUGAAGUGGAAGUCCACAAUCUCAACUAUGAGGUGGACAUGGCAGCACAGAUACCCUGGUACGAGAGGCUGUCCGAGCUUAAGAUGCCCUGGGAGAUGCACGGCAACAAACAAACGGUCAUUAAGGACCUCAACCUAUGUGUGCACAGUGGCCAGAUGCUUGCUGUCAUCGGCAGCUCAGGCUGUGGGAAGACCUCCUUACUGGACAUCAUAACAUGUCGGGAUGAGGGUGGCACCAUGAAUUCAGGAGAGAUUCUGAUCAACGGGAAACCUUCCACACGUUCCCUGGUGAAGAAAUGCAUCGCUCAUGUGCGCCAGGAUGACCGUCUGUUACCGCACCUCACGGUACGAGAGACGCUGGCUUUUGUGGCCAAACUACGGCUGCCUGCGCACUUCACCCAGAAACAGAGAGAUCAGCGGGUGGACGAUGUCAUCGCGGAGCUGCGUCUGAGGCAAUGCGCGCACACACGCGUCGGAAACCACUACGUGAGGGGGGUGUCCGGUGGUGAGAGGAGGAGGGUCAGCAUCGCUGUUCAGCUGCUCUGGAACCCAGGUAUUCUCAUCCUAGAUGAGCCUACUUCAGGUCUGGACAGCUUCACAGCCCAUAAUUUGGUCAUUACAUUGUACCGUUUGGCUCGAGGGAACCGCCUGGUGUUAUUGUCAGUCCAUCAGCCUCGUUCAGAUAUCUUUCAGCUCUUUGACCUGGUAGUGCUCUUGUCUUCUGGUUCAGCCGUGUACUGCGGUCAGGCUAAGGACAUGGUAUCUUACUUUACUUCUCUUGGGUACCCAUGUCCACGAUACUGCAACCCCUCUGACUACUACGUGGACUUGAUAAGCAUUGAUCGGCGCAGUCCUGAAAAAGAAGCACAAUGUUUAGAGAAAGCAAAGAUGUUAGCAUCCCAGUUUGUAGAGAAGGUGAAGAACACAGAGGAUUUCAUGUGGAAAUCAGAAGAUCGCGGUUCUCUGGAACUGGAUGCCCCUCAAAGCAGUGUACCUCCCAUCUCGAAGAAGGAAUCUGUAAUCACGGUUUCCAAACAGAAGGAUCACCUGCCAGGAAAACUGCAGCAGUUCACAAUCCUAAUCAAACGGCAGGUAUUUAAUGACUACCGGGACCUGGUGAUGUUGGUGGUUCAUGGUUUGGAAGCCUUGCUAAUGUCACUUCUCAUCGGUUUCCUUUAUUUUGGAGCUGGGGAUGAGGGUCUUUCCAUCCAAGAUACGGUGGCUUUGCUCUACAUGAUAGGAGCUCUGACACCCUUCGCUGUGGUGCUGGACGUCAUUGCAAAGUGUCAUUCAGAGAGAGCCAUGCUUUAUCAUGAACUGGAAGAUGGCAUGUACUCAGUCACCUCGUACUUUUUUGCCAAGGUCCUUGGUGAGCUGCCAGAGCACUGUGCCUUUACGCUGGUAUACGGUGUGCCCAUCUACUGGUUGGCUGGGCUCAACAUUGCUCCCGAGCGCUUCCUGCUCAACUUCCUCUUGGUGUGGCUGACGGUGUAUUGUAGUCGCUGCAUGGCCCUAUUUGUGGCCGCAGCCUUGCCAACAUUGCAGACUUCAUCUUUCAUGGGCAACGCACUCUUCACAGUCUUCUACCUGACUGCUGGCUUUGUCAUAAGUCUGGAAAACAUGUGGCUGGUGGCGUCUUGGUUUUCCUACAUAUCUUUCAUGCGCUGGGGUUUUGAGGGAAUGCUGCAGGUUCAGUUUCGUGGGACCAGAAUCCCAAUCACUAUUGGAAACCUCACUGUAGAAUUCGAUGGGAUUAAGGUUGUGGAGAUGAUGAAGAUGAACCAGUAUCCACUGUAUUCCUGCUACCUGGUUCUUCUCGCUGUUGUUUUUGUUUUCAUCCUGCUCUAUUAUCUGUCACUCAAAUUCAUCAAACAGAAGUCCAGUCAGGAUUGGUGAGAAGGACAAAUCAGCGUAAAGUCUGGUCCACACUGCAGCUUGUUCUUGCCAAGAAACCAAAAUUUAAAAAAUUCAUCCACAGUACAGAACUUGGUUUAUAAACUGUAGUUGUCAAGUCCAAAUAUGGCUCUCUCCG